This is a messenger RNA of Rhea pennata, 1883 nucleotides long. RefSeq names its product suppressor of cytokine signaling 1-like. Gene Ontology annotation, biological process: phosphatidylinositol phosphate biosynthetic process. Gene Ontology annotation, molecular function: 1-phosphatidylinositol-3-kinase regulator activity. The transcript has 3 exons. Lineage: Eukaryota; Metazoa; Chordata; Aves; Rheiformes; Rheidae. Gene Ontology annotation, cellular component: phosphatidylinositol 3-kinase complex. The coding region runs from base 303 to 992 and encodes 229 amino acids. The record is from RefSeq and is a predicted model, not a curated record.
GGGAGGGCCGGGCAGCGCCGCUGUCGCCCCGGCACUGAGCGCUCGCUCGCACCCGCGGCAGCGCCGCCCGCCCGCGGCCCCCUCGCCCGCUGCCCGGAGGCCGGAGGAGGGGAAAAGCUUGCUCUUAAGCAAUGCCUUGCAAAAUCUAGGAAAUGUUGCAUUGAAGCUCAUGAAUUUGGACCAGUUCCAGGCCUGAUGUCCAGAAACUCAUCCUUAUGGAUAGCAGAUUUAAAGAGGCUGGAUGCAAAGGGGGAAGCAUGGUAAAGACAGCAUCUCUGCAGGAUCCAUGGGCUCUUUGAGAGAUGAUCAGAGGGAGGCCAGAUGACCUACAGAACACACACGCGACUGUUUCUCAUCCGCAAAGGCAGCAUCGGAGUGUCCUCCCCAGCCCCGCACCAUCCAGCUUGCCCGCUCGCUUCCGGAUGUUUCGCAGCUGCGAGUGGGAGGUACUGGAGCGAUCCCUCAUAAUCCUUCAGGCCAGCGACUUCUACUGGGGCCCCUUGUCAGUGGGGGAGGCUCACGCCAAGCUCCAGCGGGAGCCUGUGGGCACCUACCUGGUACGGGACAGCUCUCAGGGGAACUACCUGUUCAGCCUGAGUGUGCGGAUGCCAACGGGGCCCGUCAGCCUUCGGAUCUCUUUCCAGGAGGGUUAUUUCCGCCUGAAGAACUGGUUUUCAGACUGCGUGGUCCGGCUCCUGGAGUUGGUGGUGGCGGGGACCCGGAACAACCCCUUGCACUUUGAUGAAAUGGGGGGGACGCCCUUGGUGUUCUCCGAGCCCUUGUGUCGGAGCCGCCGGACAGUGCCCACGCUGCAAGAACUGUGCCACCAGCGCCUGCCCGGGGGCUGUCGGAGCCUGCCCGCUGCGAUGGGGCAAGGAGCAGGCUCCUCCGGGAUGCGCCCAAGGGAGGAGGUGGCUUCUCCCCCCAGUGGAAGGGGAGGCUUGGAGUGGAGCGUCGUCCCCAGUCCCUCUCUGGCCCGGGCUGGGAGAUGACGCGGUGCAUGGGGGAGAGAAAAUGAAGUGCCUGUUUUGUGGGUAUGCUGGUGGGAUGCACGCCGCUCCAGUGGGAUUAGACUGGCCACUUGGAGAGGAAGGGGAGGGCAGGGGGAGCAGGGCUUGAACCCACUGAGUACGAGAACUGUGUCCUCAUACGUGCACGGUGUGUGUGGCCUCUCCCUGAGAUACCUGGAGUAAAGCUAACCCUGAAGAGCAGAGACAGUCCUGCUCUUUACUCCAGUUGUGACUCAUAAGCUUGUGCACAGGGCAAGCUGCCUGUCCUCCCAGGUCAGCCCUGGCUCCUCCUCUGUCUAAAAGUGCCUAAGCUAAUUUCUGCAAAAAAUCUGCCCUUCUGAAGUGGUCUGGCUGAGUUCGAUCCCUGAGCAGUGCUGCUUAGGGGUUGACGGACGUAGCCCCCGCGCUGACCACAUACCCAGGUAGCCCUCUCCAAGCAAGGACAAGCUCCACUCCAAGCAAGGACAAGCUCCACUCCUUGCAGCAUAAAUGCAAUACCUGUCAUGUCAGAGGUCAACGUUUGCACUGGAGUAAAACCUCUGCAGCAACGUACACUGCGUACAGUUUCACUGGCUUCAGCAUUGCUUAUUGGAGCAGAUUUUUGGGAGCACAGAUGAGCUACUUUAUACUAAGGGCACUGUAUUCCGGCUAAGGGAAUCCUGGUUUGGAGAGCCAGGUCCGCUCUGGGCAGGUGUGCGCAGAUGGGAGUACAGCACCCUUUCUUCUGCUCAUCUGAUAGUAUGCUGCUGCCCCCUACAGGUAAUAAAGGGACAUUCUUGGGGUUUUGUUUUUUGCCCCCCAAAAGGCAAGAAUUUUUGUAUAAGCCUUUUAAAUUUUAAUAAACAUGUUUUUAUACUUAUUUUUAAAAAUCAA